AUGGAAAACAAUACACCAGUGCUUGCAAAGAGAGUGUGGAGCAUAAUACGUGUGGCCUUCUUCAUGUUGAGAAAAGGCGUAUCAAAGGGCAAGCUAAUGAUGCACCUCAACGUCGUGCUCAAACGCCGCAGCAAACUCGCCGGCAAAGCCAUCACCAACCUCAUGUUCCACCACCACCACCACCACGACGCCGGCGUCUCCGCCAACGACCUCCAGUUCUCCGCAGCCAGGGAGUACGAGUUCAGCUGCAGCAACACUCCCAACAACUUCUUCGCUGCCAUAGGCAACAACAGCAGCAAGCGCCACCGCCACAACCCCUUCUUCACUUGCGUUCACGCCCCGCCCACCUUCGACGACGAGGACGCCGUGACCGUUACUGCCGUUAAGGGCGUGUUGGAGAUGCUGAACAAUGAAGCGGCGGUGGAGGCGUCUCCCGCAGCGGCCGCACUUUGUAGCCCUGCCGUGAGGCAGUUAAUUAGGGUUACGGACUCUCCGUUCCCACUUCGUGAGUACGAGGAUGACAAGGAGAACCAAGUGGAUAAGGCUGCGGAAGAGUUCAUAAAGAGGUUCUACAACGAGUUGAGGAAGCAAACCUGA
Molecule: messenger RNA, 597 nt
Organism: Sphenostylis stenocarpa
Lineage: Eukaryota; Viridiplantae; Streptophyta; Magnoliopsida; Fabales; Fabaceae
Source: the annotation of a GenBank genome assembly